CAAGUAGAUUUCACUCCAUUUCUGAACCGCCAAUUUUUUCAAGGAAAAGUUGAGACACUUGAUUGAAUUUGAAACACCCACCACACUGACUAAACGCCAUGAGACUCACAGCCACGAACUCCCUUCCCUUCCACCCGUGUCCAUGGCCACCACAACCCUCCUUCUUCCCACACCCUUCAAACCCCAAAGCCCUAAUUCAAAACUCUCCGUCCCUCGUUGCUACUCUCACCCAAGGUUCACCUGCUCUUCCGUCACCGCCCAAUCCCAAUCAGCCAGGGAGCGCCUUCUCGUCCUAAUCUCCGACCAGGACCGCGGCCUCAGGACGCAGACUGACCCUGCGAGGCGUGCCGCCAUCGUCGAAGCCAUCGACGCAAUGGCCGAACUUGGCGCCGGAACUGUGACCACUGACGACUCACUCUCCGGCACGUGGAGGCUGCUUUGGACCACCGAGAAAGAGCAGCUUUUCAUCAUCGAGAAAGCUCCCCUGUUCGGAACACGUGCCGGCGACGUGUUGCAAGUCAUCGAUGUCCAACAGAAAACCCUCAAUAACGUCAUCACUUUCCCUCCCGAUGGGGUUUUCUUCGUCCGUUCCGGGAUUGAGAUUGCGUCGCCACAGAGAGUCAAUUUCAGAUUUACUAGUGCAGUAUUACGUGGGAAGAAUUGGGAAAUACCGUUGCCGCCAUUUGGACAGGGUUGGUAGGUUUGAUACUGUUUACCUUGAUCGUGACCUUCGAGUUGCGAAGGAUAUCCGGGGAGACUAUUUAGUUGUAGACCGGGCUUCAUAUAAUUGGAAAGAAUGAAAGGAGGAGUCUUCACUCAUUGUAUGUGCAUAUUCAUUCAAGAAUACUUCUUACUCAACCAGUUGUGCUACCUACAAGUUUCAGCUUGAUAGACUUUGUUGAAACGUUUCAAUUUCAGAAAAAGUUGACAAUCAUAAUGCAAUACAUUCUCAUGCUA
This is a messenger RNA of Arachis duranensis, 957 nucleotides long. RefSeq names its product probable plastid-lipid-associated protein 11, chloroplastic. NCBI's taxonomy places the organism in Eukaryota, Viridiplantae, Streptophyta, Magnoliopsida, Fabales, Fabaceae. Bases 143 to 700 code for a protein of 185 amino acids. The record is from RefSeq and is a predicted model, not a curated record. The transcript has 3 exons.